Symbiodinium necroappetens is the source of this 933-nucleotide messenger RNA. The record is from the annotation of a GenBank genome assembly. Lineage: Eukaryota; Dinophyceae; Suessiales; Symbiodiniaceae.
AUGGGCAACAUCUUGCCAUUUCCAUGUCUUGGGAGGGAAAGAGACACUUCCUUGCUCCCCCACUACGCCUCAGGAGGCAACUCGCAACAUGGGUAUGCUCUCUCGAAGAACGAUCGAUUUCGCAUGGAGGACGCCGUAUCCAUCUGUGACAACGUCGCAGGCCAUGCCUGCUUCGCAGUCUUCGACGGGCAUGGAGGCGAAAUGGCAACUGUACUUGCGAAAGGGAAUCUGCCAACUCAGCUUGAAGAUCACCUAACAGACGAGAAAGCAUCUGGCAAGGAGGAAGCUGCCAAGAGGGCAUUCAUGGCAGUGGAUGACAUGAUGAAGAUGCAGCUUGUAGAUGAAGCCAAAGUGCUUCCAUCCGGCACAUCGUCCGGCACGGUGGCAUGCGUCGCUCUCCUUAAGGCGGAAGAGCUAGUUAUUCUGAACGUGGGGGACUGUCGAGCAGUUCUAUGUGAAGAUGGCAAAGUGACGACAACGACCGCAGACCAUUCCCCGGAGAAGAACAAGCUGGAAAAGCAACGUUUGAAAGAGCUCGGGGUCAGCGUCGAGGGCGGAUACGUGGAUGGAAAAGUUCAAAUUUCUCGGGCUUUUGGAGAUAUUGUUGGCGAGACUGGGAAGAAAGUUCCGGGCAUUAUCUGCACGCCGGAAGUCUUUUUCGUAAAUGUCAAAGACACUACGGAGUUCUUGCUUCUUGCUACUGAUGGUAUUUGGGAUGGUCUGCGCGACCAGACAGCCAUCAUCACAGCCCGAAAAGUCCUGCGGGAGACACGGUCCCCUGAAGCUGCUGCUAAAGCCGUCUUGGAAGCAGCAGCAAAUGUAACGACGGCCGAUAAUUCUGCCGUCAUCGUUGUGGCCCUCAACAUCCCCGAGCCUCUGCCAAAGCGUGAUGCAGGGCAGCGGCGCUUUCAGUUUGCUUCCAAGAAGGACUGA